UAGAAGCGCUUGCAACGUCUGUGCAGCCCUGGGAACUUCUUUCUGUAGCGCUGAGUGUUUUGCUCCACACAGGCUGUUGGCGGCCAUGAGUGGCAGCUCCCGUAAUGCUUUUCUAUUCUUUCUUCAAGUCCCUGGUAGGUAAGGACAUGGUGGAGGAGCUGAAGAAUGACUUGAGUAUAUGUGGGGCCCUAUAUUCUGUGGAUCAGUAUCUGAACAUCAAAUUCACAGACAUCAGUGUGACAGACCCUGAGAAGUAUUCUCAUAUGUUGUCUGUCAAGACCUGCUCCAUUCGUGGCUCAGUUAUCCACUAUGUCCAGCUUCUGGCCAAUGAGGUCGACACACAACCAUUGCAGGAUGUCGCACACAAAGAAGCAAAGAUGCUGCACACAGCAGAAACAGGGAUGGUUUCCCUGUCUUUUUUUGUGCUGCUUGAUUUGCCCACAUACAUCAGAAUAUGUGAUCUGUCCAUGUGGCACUGGCCUUAG
Molecule: messenger RNA, 485 nt
Organism: Sphaerodactylus townsendi
Lineage: Eukaryota; Metazoa; Chordata; Lepidosauria; Squamata; Sphaerodactylidae
Product: U6 snRNA-associated Sm-like protein LSm2
Exons: 2
Coding region: 105-485 (126 amino acids)
Biological process (GO): mRNA splicing, via spliceosome
Cellular component (GO): precatalytic spliceosome; P-body; U6 snRNP
Molecular function (GO): RNA binding
Source: RefSeq, a predicted model, not a curated record